This is a messenger RNA of Metarhizium robertsii ARSEF 23, 1290 nucleotides long. RefSeq lists its product as uncharacterized. The record is from RefSeq and is a predicted model, not a curated record. The transcript is spliced from 2 exons. Lineage: Eukaryota; Fungi; Ascomycota; Sordariomycetes; Hypocreales; Clavicipitaceae. Bases 1 to 1290 code for a protein of 429 amino acids.
AUGUCUCCGACACAAGGCGAUAGUUUGGGGAAAACAAAUGAAUCCCCUAGCGAGAAACAAAUACAACCCCCCGCAAAGCCGACAGAGAAGAAGUCACUCCAUGUUGUAAAGAGAGCAGCCGCUGAAAACGAGCAACCGAAGGAUGACAAAGAAUUCGAGAACUUUCUGAAAGCCCUCCAUAACAAGUACUACGGGGUCAGCCGACAAUUGCAGCAUGCAGCUAAAAGGAAUGUCGACAACCAAACUAAAAUGCAAGUUCUACGAGAUAAAAACUCUAGCCUUGCAAAGAAUCUAGACGAGCUCAAAGCCGAAGCCGCACGCCUGAAUAAUAGCCAUCAGCAAGUUUGGGACAAAUAUAAGCUGUUGGAAAAGCAACAUGACGAAGUUAGGCGAAGUGCAAUACAGGCUCUAGAUACUGCCAAAAUACACCACGCAAAUAAGAUUCCAAGUAUAUCUGUGGAAACCAUCAACAAAAAAUGGAGGCGCCUCAUCUAUGUAAUCCACGACUUUGUCGUUCAGAAUCUCACAGUCACACCGGUAGACAAUGGGAGCUCGGAAGACAGGGACGUAAUAAGGCAAAUAAUCAGCAUAGUCAAAGAGAAACCCGAGUUACAGACAUCAAUACUGGAAAGGUACAUAUGGAAGCGCCUAGAUCGAGCUGUUUUUCGGGCGGAUAGCCGUCUUUGGGGUGGUGAUAUGGGGAUAGCCUUUGCUGAAACUUGCGGCGAUCGAGGAGUCCACAAUGGGCUAUCGGUAGCCGAAGUGAUGAAAUCCCGGGCGGCAGAGAUCCGUAUCUCUAGGCUGGGAGUGAGUAAACACCAUAGAGUGUUUUACAUACAAGAUUUCGGCAAAGAUCUAGCGCCUUUCAAAAAGAGUUCAAAUAGCGACGCGCUGCACAAAGGCUUGGCCCUAGUACUUGAUAUUGCCAUCAACAUCAUGAAAAUGUUCAUCACGUCUCAAGAUAUUUAUGAGUUUGGGAGUUGUUUCGAAGUGCCUCUUGGAGGAAUUAUCGUCUAUGAUCAGACGAUCAUGGAUAUUUCAUCAUGUAUUACGACACCUGACAGUCCGAGUAUGGAUCAACCCGGGAAAUUUGUGGUCAAGUUCGUACAGAGCCCGCCGCUUUUUGUCACCAGCACAACUGAGGGUGAGUGUUUUGGUCGCAAGCAACUGGUUUGUCCCGCAUUUGUGACAGUUUCUAUGGAGGGAGUGGCAAAGGAUGACACGGAGAAGAAGAAAGGCCCGGUAAAGGAUGCGGCUUUCCAUAAAGCUAGCAAUAAAGUUGUGAGCUGA